Messenger RNA from Coregonus sp. 'balchen', 6829 nucleotides. Lineage: Eukaryota; Metazoa; Chordata; Actinopteri; Salmoniformes; Salmonidae. The record is from the annotation of a GenBank genome assembly.
GCAAAUGGCGGUGGGAAUUCAAUUGUGUGUAGCAACUAGCUAGUGAAAAUUAUGACAUUUUUUUUUAUGUUUGCUUGACAGUACAAUUCUAUUUUAAGUUCUUUAGAUGCUAAUUUAGCUGGGUUGUUACAUCUAGCUUGACCUUUGUGCGUUUCAAAUUGACAAACUAGUCGUGGAAAAUGACGAACGUUAUUCAAGUGACAAAUGUCUCUCCGAGCACCACCUCCGAACAGAUGAGAACUCUCUUCGGAUUUCUUGGAAAUAUUGAAGAGCUCAAGUUAUUUCCACCUGAGUGAGUAUUCUGAAUAUGAAACAAUUUAGUUAGCUAGUUAGCAACAUAGCUAACUACAUUUUCCAUAACAAAAUUGGCCAUAGUCCUGUUUGGGGCCUGUGCGGCUAUAGUGAACCUAACCUUAACUAGCAUAGCACACUCGCGCCACUGAUACAGAUUCUACUUGGCUGUUCGCUCGCAAUUUAGUUAACGAUGGAUGAGGGUUACCUAGGUAAUUUUCUAGUAAAUGCAGCUGUAUCAAGUUUAAUGGAGACGGAUAUCUACGAACUCUUGCCCACACUGCCUAUAUAGAACAUUAGCCAACUAAGAGAAACGGCUAGCUAGUAAACUAGCUCAAUAAUGCUAACUACCGAAUAGCAAAGCAGGCCUACAGUGCAGUCAAUUGUAGUUGACCCAUAGAAUUAGAAUAAUUUAUUAUAAAUUGUUAUAAUAUUAAUGUUCUUAAUUAUUAUAAUAUUAUUUAUUAGUAAUUUAAUAGGAUCUCCUGAGUUGACCAAACGACGCAGAAGCUGUUUUGUAUCUUUGAAUUACCCUCGCUAUGCUAUGAAAAUAAAUGGCUCCAUUGAAUAACCGUGCAGGGUAAGUUAGUAGGAGUUAGCCUAAUUGAUGUGUUCUGUGCUUUGCUGUUUUUCACCUGUCGAAUUACACCUGGCUGCACUGCAGUUAAGGUAGGAAUUAGGAGACAUCUUGAUCAUCCCUCUGAAGCGAUCGUGUUAAUUAAUCUCUCUUCCCAAUUGUAGCUUAAUUAGAAAAGUGAUUAUUGAGCAUUUAUGUUUUCAGGAAAAAACUAUACUAUUCAUUGUUAGGACCAUGUUUCUAUUACCCUAUGUCGAGAAUCUGUUUGUAUUUCUUGCACAACAAAUUUGUAUUUUCUUCCAGUGAAUCUCCCUUGCCUGUGACUUCACGUGUCUGUUUUGUAAAGUUCCUUGAGUCAGAGUCGGUUGGAGUGUCCCAACAUCUGACCAACACCGUCUUCGUGGACAGAGCCCUGAUUGUUGUCCCAUUCGCAGAAGGUUGGUGAUCUUUGGCCUAAAUCUAACGUUUUCCAACAUACUAUAUGAACUAACAAAGCUUAACCAAACCUGAUGCUACAUCCAAAACCAUACACACUAUUUGGAUUGUUGAUCAAAUUUGUAUUUAAAGUAAGAUUAAAUACACAAGUCUUACCAGAGAUUGGAAAUAUACUAGGGGUAAAAGGGAAUACAUGUGUAAUCUUGCUGUUCUAGUCUAGCAUAUCUUUUUUUUUUUAAACUUCUCUCUGUCAUUUGUGUUGUGGUUUUCAUAGUGGACAAGGCAUUUGCAGAACCCCUUCCUUGCUGACUGAAAAGGGUCCUCUACAACCAUCAGGAUUUUAGACAAAUAAAUGGCAGCUUGACUCACGAGCCCCUUCCCACUGUUGUUCUGCUGUAAAGAUUAACUCUCUCUUUCUCUAUGUCCAAGGCAUUCUUUUCAUUAUAAGGGUAACCACUCAAUGAACCAUAGCAAUAGCUAUCCCACAUAUCAACAAUCUCUAAUCUGGAUACAUAAGAGAUUAAAGUAAUCAAAGUUUGAAGGUCACAAUCAGUAGUGGGUUUGCAUCUAAUCAACUAAAGGAAGCAUGCAAAGGUAAAUUAACUGAUUGCAGCUAUGCAUGCUAGAGUAGAUUUGUAUAGUACUAGGCCUACAUCCGUUUAGUUACUUCCAGCUACAGUCCUGGAAGAUUCUGAACACCAUUUUGGUCAUGAUUAUGAUGAUUCACAUGCUUAUCUGUUUUUUUGGCCUUAACCCAUCCAAUUUGAAUAGCUGUGUUUCACAGUCCUUUUAUAUAUGUGCAUCUCCUUUCCCACAUAUACUGCAGGUAAAAUAAGACUGGUUGUUGUUGCAGUGAAAUGCUUUAUAAUGAUCCUCUCCACUUGACUCUGAAAGGGUUCAGUAAGUCAAACGUUUAACGGUGGUUUUUCUUUUUGUUGUUGUGUUUUACAGUUCUUUUUCCUGGUUCAGCCAGCCCUAUAUACCAGGCCCUGCUGAAAAUGCCACCCAACAGUUUUGUCUUCUGCAGCUUAUCCUGUUUCUCAAGUGUCCUUUCUGUCAUUUCUCUGUAAAUAUGAAAAGUUGUUUGAUUUAAAAUUAGCUUAAUUUCAGAUUGCACACCCAUGGAUCAUCUCAUAAGAUUUUCCUUUUUAUUUAACUAUUGUAUAAGAUUUUCCUUCAGCAUUGGGCACCAUUGUAUUCAACCUUUUGCUGGCAUUUUCCCUUAUUUAUAAGAGCCUACUCUGUACUUAUUUUUUUCCUUGUCAGCAUUUCUGUUAGUUGCAAUUUAAGUUAAACUUUACAACACUGUACCUGGUGAAAUACAGUAGCCAGUCAAACAUGUUGUAGGCUCUUUGGAAGAAAGAAGCCACCAGCAAAAGCCCAGAAAACAGAAUUUGGUGGAGCUUUUUUUAUUUCUUAAUGUACUGGUAAUGGUAAGUGUUUGAGGCAAAAGUAAUGAACUGUUCCCUGCUGUUGACGCCAAAAUCAUGAACUUUGUUUUGUGUAUCUUGAUGUUUUUGUGUGCUUUGUAGCGAAGCAGCCGACGCGUAUCGCUUGUUCAUAAAACAUCUAAUGAAACUUGAGAGCACAUCCCACUGGACAACCGGCUGUGCUUGCUUACGUUUGGUUCAUGACUUAAAAAACAAGUACAGGUGAUACAAUCUUGGCAGUGUUGACCACAGUGUGUAUUGUGACUUUGUUCUCGUAGUAGUAUUCUGAAAUCAUACUUAACAAGUCAGCGACCAACAUUUUCAGACAACACAAAAUGGAAUGUAUGUCUUGCUACAUAUUGUGGUAAGAGUAGUUAGCCUGAGGUGGUUUGUCUGUGGCUCUGUUUGAGUGUGGUGGCUGUUUGUGGAGAUCUGUGCUGAUUCUGUGUUUUUCUCCAGGAGUGAUUCCUGAUGAGUCUAAAGCUCUGUCACUGCUGGCACCAGCGAAUGCUGUGGCGGGAUGCAUGCCUGGAGGGGGCCUUCUCCCCACUCCAAAUCAUUUGGCGUCGGUAAGUGUUCUGCAAGGAGUGUGUAUCUAUUGGUGUUGUAUUGAGACCUAUUAACUGUAACCAUGUAAGGCCCCAUUUUUUUUCACAACAAAAAAAGUAGCUGGAUGGAAGAUUUGUCUGGUUUGUAUCCCUUGUUCUGGCAGAUGGGAGGCGUUCCUCUUUCAGCUCUCGGAAAUCCCAACAUGGAUCCCAUGGUUGCCAUGGGCAUGUCUGGCAACAUGAACCCCCAGGUUGGACAUGGCUACUUUCUAUACCACUACUCUCUGUACUUUUAAAACGGCUGUAGGUUAUAACAUUAACAGCAUAAGACCUUUUCCGAUUUAAUGACCUAUUGGUCGAAUUAUCACAUUAUAUAUUUAUAUAGCUUUGCAUUUGUGUUCUCUAUUUUAGGCCCUCUCUGCUGACUUUCUGAAGCUUAUGCAAUCCAUGGAUCCUACUAAGUAAGUAUCACUCCCAAUUCUAACCAGUCUAAAUAAUAUUAUUCUAACAGUUAUUAUUGAAUAUGCGGUAAAGUCAUCCGUAUUAUUUAUUUGUGACUAACUGGGUUUUAUGUGGUCCUGUAUGGCUACGUUGGUAGAGUAUGGCGCUUGCACCGCCAGGGUUGUGGGUUUGAUAUCCAGGGCCAGCCAUAUGUAAAACGUGUGCUUUGGAUAAAAGCGUCUGCUAAAUUUCAUUUAUUAUUAUUUUGACCAUUGCAGAAUGAAUCCAAUGGCUGCUGGUAUGAUGGUUAAUCAUGGUAUGAAGAAUGACUCCAACAAGGAGAUGGAGGCUGCCAUGAAGAGGGUCAGAGAGGCCCAGUCCCUCAUCUCUGCAGCUAUCGAGCCUGGAAGUGGGUUCUCACUAAUUUAGGCCACUUAUAUUUGCAGUAUUACCCUUGUGUUUUGACUGACUCAUUCCUGUCUUCUAUUGUGCUCUUCCUCGCAUCUUCAGGAUUUGUCGUUGUAAUGUUACCGUUUGUUCUCACAGAUUUGUGUUACAUUGGAGUUUCCUGAACAUUAAUUCUUCCUUUGUUUAACUGGUAAAUGUCAUUGCAGAUAAGAAAGACGACAAGCGCAAACAUUCCCGCUCCAGCUCUCGGUCUCGGCGGAGGAGGUCCAGGUCUCGCUCUCGUCAUAGGUGGGCCGCUGAUGAGAAACUGCAUAUCUUAACUAAAUAAGCAAUUUUGGGCAUGUGCUGAAUGUUAGCCCCACUUUACCUGCAUAUUCAUGAGUUGAUAUUGGCAAACUUGAGUUGUUUAAGUGCAUGGAUUAGUUGGGACAGCUAACGGUCUAAUCUGAUUGCAGGCGAUCGAAGAGCAGGUCUCGGCGGAGGUCCCACUCGAGGAGCUGGAGGCGGUCGAAGAGCCCCCGCAGAAGGAAGUCCCACUCCAGAGAGAGGGGCAGACGCAGCAAAUCCAGGUGUGUCCAUCUAGUGUUUUAUUCACAGCUGGGAUCAGGAAAAUGUGGUGCCUUAUGUACCUGUAUCAGGAUUCCUUCAAAUCAUUGUUUGCCUUUUGUUUUUCCCGCUUGUAGGGAUAAGAGGAAAGAGGAGAAAUCUAAAAAGCGCUCCAAGACGCCGCCUAAGAGCUACAGCAGUACCAGGAGGUCUCGAAGCAUCAGUCGGUGAGUGGUUUAAAUACAGGAGGAGUCAGGAUAGAUUGACCUAAAUGCAUUGAACCCGCUUCAUAUUCUAGACAUUUCAGGAAUCCAAAGACAACCAGUGGAAUGUAGGAUUAAAGUAACUGUCCAGUGAAUAUCUCACUUUUAAAAGUUCAUUCUGUUAACCCAAAUUAUGUUGACUCAUCCUAUACUCGUAUUUGUGGCAAAAGCAUGAAUUGGAGAGAAAAAAGCACUACAAAACCCCACUUCAGACAUGUAUUUCAAACAGACCGUUUAAAGAAAAGGGUUGCUAUUUCCUCAGAGGAUUAUGUCACCCUCCUGAGGAUGAGCUGGCCAAUCAGUGGUCUACUCACAUGAAUAUUUGUAAUGACCUGUUUACGCCCACACCAUUCUAACAUAGAAAAGCUGCUUUUUUCUCAUUGUAAUUCAUUGGUUUCCCUCGCAUCUCUAAUAUCUGGUCUUCAACAGGAGACGUAGAAAAAGUCGCAGCACCUCUCGGUCACCAAAGAAGUCCAGGUCCCCAAAGAGGAAACUGUCCAGGUCCCCUUCCCCUAGGAGGUGAGUGUGGUACAUAAGAUGGUCCUCCUGGUUCAGUGCCACACUGGACUCCACAGUGCAGUAAUCUGUAGGUGUACCUGUCUGUAUUUAAACAAUGGUUCUUGUCCCCCACAGGCACAAGAAGGACAAAAAGAAGGACAAAGAGCGAGAGAAGGACAGGGAUCGCGAGAGGAAAGAGGUCAGAGACCGGAGCCGAGACGAAAGAGAACGAUCCACCAGUAAGAAGAAGAGCAAAGACCAGGAGAAGGACCGCGACCGCAAAUCUGACAGCGAGAAAGGAGAUGUCAAGGUGUGCAACCACUGACUUUCCCUCAUUAACGAGUCUCAUUCUAAUCAUAUCAGUUAAAUGUCUAUCGUAAUUAUUUUAUUUUUUUUCUCCCUGGACUAGGCUUAAGAUGUGUCCGGGGGAAAACCGACGCUGAAUGUUGUCAUGUCCUAACUGACCUGUUUCAUUUGCCAUUUAUUCCUUUAUUGCUCAGAGCUCUUUGCUCUUGCAGGUGACCAGGGAUUAUGAUGAGGAGGAGCAGGGCUAUGACAGCGGAAAAGAGGUAGAGGAGAGGAAGAGCGACUCUGAUUCAGCGUCAUCCCCUAAACCCCGGGAGGAGUCUGAAGAGAAGCCUGCAGAAGAGAGCGGCAACAGGUCCAAACAGAACGGAGAUGACUGCCAUGAUGAGGACGACAUGGAGAUGAGCGACUGAGUGCGCUCAGAGAGACCCAGCCAGAUGACCUCAUAGAUCACUCAAAACCUUAAAUUAAUACGUGCGGGUGUCUGCUGGUUUGUAGUCACAUGUUAGAGACCAGUUCUCAAGACCGGUUAGGGAAAAUCUUGUUCUGUUUGGAAUAGCCAGUUUAUUUCUGUCAUGGACAUGACCAGUGAGCAUGUGUAGGAAGUUUGGCCCAAAUGAGUACCUUUUGUAAAAGAUGACAUCGUUUUAAAAAUGUCACAUUGCUGUACUUUUUUAAGUUGAAGGGCCUGUUGAAUGUGAGGGAUUUUGAAAGCGGUUUCUAUUUUUGUCCUCAAAGAUUUUACUCAUCUUGAACGUAGAGGAACUGUUUUCUCCUAAAUGACUCACUGAAUUGGUGUAAAUUUAAACAUUUUACAGGAAAGGGUUUGGUCCCCCGCUUACUCACUGUUAAUCAUAUUUAGCCUGGUACCAUUCUGUUUUUGGUGCAGUGCAGCUUUCUAUUCUUUCUGUUGGAAUCCUGAUAAAUUGACUUGAUAAGUACUUAAUACUGUUGUGACUAGUCAUACCCUCUCACCCCUGUGACAAUAUACGGUAGAUCAAAAUGAGUGUUUGGAUUAUUAUGAAUACCCUGUACUGUCUGCAACAUGUUUUACAAGGAUCUAAUAAAACUAGGUCUAAAUGGCUA